AUAUAAUUAUGGAAGAUAAGGAGAAGAGUAGAAAGCCAAUGACAUUAAGUUAAAGAAUAAAAAUGGAGUUAUCUUAAUAAUAGGAAGAAUAGAAACCAGUAGACGGCCCUUAAUUAAUAAAACAUAAACCUUCUAGUUAUGAUGAAGAGACAGGAUAAAUGUAUUCUUUCUAUGCUAGUGCGGUAAAUUAAACUAAAUAAUUUCUUUCAAAUAUUUUCGGUGGAACAUAUAUACCAUAAUAUGAAUUUAGUUUUAAACAUAAAUAAAAUGUAAUAAAAUAUGUAUUUGAAAAAAAUAAUGUUAUUGCUGAAUAUGUUAGUAAAGAAAUGAGAAAGAGUAAUAAAGAGAUGGAUUUAAAUGAAUUACUCUAAUUAUAAAAUCGAAUGAUGUUAGUUGCUUAAUUAGCAGAUUGUAGAAAUAGAAUAGGAAUUAAUGCUUAUUGUUGGGGUGCUUUAAUGGGAAGUCUCUUUAUGUUAUUGCCUAUUUCAAUAUGGAAAAAAGGUGCAUUAUCAAUGAGUGUAUUUCAUUUAUUUGGAAGUUAUGUAAGUUAAUCAAAUAUAGACAGAGUAUUUGAUAAAGUUUAUUAAUUCUAUGUUUAUGAUUUAGAAUAAUAUAAGAAGGAAAGAGAGAAUAUUACUGUUGGAUAAAUUAAGUAAACCAAAAUUGAUAGAGAUUAAGAAGAUGUAAUAUAUUGAUAUAAAUUUAUAUAGAAAAGAUUAAGAAAAUACUUACGAGAAAUUAGUAAAUAAUAAUGA
This is a messenger RNA of Paramecium sonneborni, 755 nucleotides long. Lineage: Eukaryota; Ciliophora; Oligohymenophorea; Peniculida; Parameciidae. The record is from the annotation of a GenBank genome assembly.